AGUACAGCACACAACCAACCCCGUUGGCGUUGGGUUUGGGUUUGGGUCAUUCAAUUUCUUCAAUUCAUCACUCACACUCAGUGAGUGAGUGAGUGAGUGAGUGUGGGUUUCAACUAACUCGGAAUUCGUCAAAACCCUCGCACUGCUUCUUCUUCCCACCAACAUUUCCCCUUACUAUCAGAACCUGCAGGAGGCUUUACCUUUGCAGUGUAUCAAAGGGGCUUUGAAGGAGUACCGGUUCCCUCUUUGACAUUAAUUCAGCUAAAAAUAAAAUGAGAAAUAAAAAAGCGCGCCAAAAUAAUGGCAGAGCUGUAGAAGCAAGUGCGCCUUUGGCGGAGAAUGAUAUUGUUCAGUCAAUAAAAGCCGUUACCGAGUUCCCUCGCUCGUCUUUUGAGUUCUAUGUCUGGUCAGAUGAGGGAGUUAAUCUUCAAGUUGAUUUAACUUCGUCCCCAUCAGAUUGGACUAAUAAGUUUAAAAAUGAGGUCCGCGUAAGUGACAACGUGAAUGUAAACAAAUCUCGAAGUUUUCGGCAAGAUCUCUUGGAAUUACGAGAGAAACCUCCCUUCCUGUGGAAUACAGAUUAUUGUCAAAUUUUCGACCGUGAUGGACAGGCCAAAUCUUCGUCCUCAGGGUUGAAAUUGACCAAAGGUGUUACAGAGUUAUUUCAACAAAAAAAUGGUGAAAGACCUCUAAUGUCGUAUUCGGUAAUCCCAUGCACCAUUUCUGAUCGCGGCAAGCUGGAGCUUCAACAUUCAAAGCCUGAUAAUCAAUGUUCUGGGAAUUGUGGUCUUCCAAAUGGUUCUUGCAUUGUGAACCCUGGUCUGGUGUGUGCGGGAGCUUCAUUAAGUAGCUCUGUGGAGGCGGCCAAAAUUGUUAAUGGAAAGAUGCAUUCGCGAUGCUCCCGAUUAGAUGACCGACUUAAGAAGUCUAGCCUAGAUUCUGAUGUUCACGUUUCCAAAACAGAACUUCGCAAAAAGAAGAGAAACAGAUACUCCGAUAUUCAAGGUUCAAGUACACUUGCCACAAGAAUUUUAAGAAGCAUGAAGAAAACUGCUGUUAUGAUCCUGCCCAGUAGUUCUGUGGAAUUACAAAAUUCGGAAGCCGCAUGUUGUCAUAAAUAUGCAUCAGUUUCACCCUGUGACAAUAAUGAAACCCUGGAUUUAAAGGCUCCAAAGAACACUUGCGAAAUGGAACAGUACGGGCUGCUCAAGUCAAGUGAGAUUAAUAAAGUUACUGAUAAGAACGAUUACCCGUCACAAACUGAAGAAUGGGAGGUGGCCAAGAUUGUUGAUGGAAGAAUGCGUUCACGAUGCUCUCAGUUUGAUGACCCACUUACGAAGUCUAGCCUAGAUUCUGAUGAUCAGGUUUCAAAAACAGAGCAUCGCAAAAAGAGAAAAAACAGAUACUCCAAGAUUCAAGGUUCAAGUACGCCUGCCACAAGAAUUUUAAGAAGCAGGUCGAAAACUGUUGUUACGGUCCUGCCUAGUAGCUCUCCGGAAUUACAAAAUUCGGAUGUUGCAAAUUGUCAAAAACAUGCAUUGGUUUCACCCUGUGACAAUGAUGGAUCCCUGGAUUUCAGUGAACGAAAGAAAACUUCUGAAAUGGAACAUGAUGGGCUACUCAACUCAAGUGAGAUUAAUUUCGUUAUUGAUGGGAAUAAUUACUCAUCACAACCUGAAGAACGGGAGGCGGCCAAGGUUGUUGAUGGAAGGAAGCGUCCAGGAUGCUCCCAAUUGGAUGACCCACUUAAGAAGUCUAGCCUAGAUUCUGAUGAUCAGGUUUCAAAAUCGGAACUUCACAUAAAGAGGGAAAACAGAUACUCUGAGAUUCAAGGUUCAAGUACACCUGCUACACGAAUUUUAAGAAGCAUGACAAAAACUGCUGCUGCGGUCCUGCCUAGUAGUUCUCUGGAAUUACAAAAUUCAGAAGUUGUAAGUUGUCAUAAACAUGCAUUGGUUUCACCCUGUGACAAUGAUGGAUCCCUGGAUUUAAGUGAACCAAAGAACACUUCUGAAAUGGAACAGCAUGGGCUACUCAACUCAAGUGAGAUUAAUAUUGUUACUGAUAGGAACAAUUACACGUCACAACCUGAAGAAUGGGAGGCGGCCAAGAUUGUUGAGGGAAGGACGCGUUCGCGAUGCUCCCAAUUCGUUGACCCUCUUAAUAAGUCUUGCCUAGAUUCUGAUGAUCAGGUUUCAAAAACAGAACUUCGCAAAAAGAGGGAAAAUAGAUACUCUGAGAUUCAAGGUUCAAGUACACCUUCUACAAGAAUUUUAAGAAGCAUGACGAAAACUGCUGCAGUCCUGCCUAGUUGUUCUCCGGAAUUACAAAAUUCGGAAGUUGCAAGUUGUCAUAAAUAUCCAUUGGUUUCAUCCUGUGACAAUGAUGGAUCUCUGGAUUUAAGUAAUCCAAAGAACACUUCUGAAAUGGAACAGGACAGGCUACUCAACUCAAGUGAGAUUAAUUUUGUUACUGAUGGAAACAAUUACCUUUCAGAAACUGAAGAAUGGGAGGUGGUCAAGGUUGUUGAUGGAAAGGAGCGUCUAGGAUACUCCCAAUUCGAUGAUCCACAUAAGAAGUCUAGCCUAGAUUCUGAUGAUCAGGUUUCCAAAACCAAACUUCUCAAAAAGAGGAAAAAUAGCUACUCUGAGAUUCAAGGUUCCUGUGGUAAACCUACUACAAGAAUGUCAAGAAGCAUGACGAAAACUGCUGUCCUGGGUAGAAGAUCCCCGAGGCUAAUAUCCAAGUGAGUUCAUGAAGUGCUUUGUGCGCCAUUUCAAGGCAUUAAGUUCCAGAUUUUUCAAUGAAAAUAUAAUCCACUGUUCCAAUAUGGAACCAUGACAUUUAGUAGGUAUCAUUAUUCAUUUGGAGAAGAGUUAUAACUUACACCCACAGUAAUACAAAGCAAGGUAGUCUUUUCAGGUAGAUUUCAGUUAAACAGUCAAAGAAUGAGCUAUAUUGUUCUUUCUAGUUUUGGUAUUUAGAAAUUAUAAAAUUAUUGUUAUGUAUUUAUUUGUAAACCUUCAAGACACUAUUUCGGAUUGUAUAUUUAUAUGGAUGAGCUUACGAAUCAUUGAAUUUACUUAGCUUGAUGUCGGCAUAUUUGGAAUAUAAUAGAAUUGAAUUUGAGCAUUGAAACAAGCAGCAAUUGAAUUCAAAUUUCCUGGAUGGCUUAUGUACAUAACUUGUUUUGUAACUAAGCUAAGACUCAUUGAGGAUCUUAUUCUUGUUCAAUAAAUGCACUUUUUUUUUUUUUCUGUACAAA
Medicago truncatula (barrel medic) is the source of this 3265-nucleotide messenger RNA. RefSeq lists its product as uncharacterized. Lineage: Eukaryota; Viridiplantae; Streptophyta; Magnoliopsida; Fabales; Fabaceae. The record is from RefSeq and is a predicted model, not a curated record. The transcript is spliced from 14 exons. The coding region runs from base 273 to 2750 and encodes 825 amino acids.